AUGAGAAUCAUCACAUCUGGCCUUGCGUUUAGCACGCAUUUUCUUCUGACCCAAGCAGCACCACUUUUAGCCAACAACUUCGGCAGACCAGCUCAGAAUGCAACAUUCGACUAUGUGGUUGUAGGAGGUGGUACUGGUGGUCUAGCGAUUGCCUAUCGUCUGGCCGAAGCCAACCACGCUGUUGCUGUUAUUGAAGCAGGCGGCUUCUACGAAGUCGAGAAUGGCAACACAUCGGUGGUGCCGGCAUAUAAUCAAGACUACAACGAGAUCACAUCAGACUCUCAAUGGAAUGCACCAUUGGUUGAUUGGGGUUUCUUGACAACACCUCAAGCUGGUGCUCAAGGGCAGAGGCUUCAUUAUGGACGAGGCAAGAUGCUUGGUGGCUGCUCUGCAGAAAACGCCAUGAACUAUAACAGACCUACCAUUGGUUCUCUCCAAGCUUGGUCAGACAGUGUAAAUGAUUCAAGCUAUCUCUGGGACAACUUCUUGCCGCAUUACCAGACCUCGAUCAAGUACACCAACCCCGAUCAGACCUUCCGGGAAAUGAACGCGUCCGUACCCUUGAUCACCAGCGAGAACGGCACUGGGCCAUUGCAAGUCUCUUUCCCGCACUGGGCAACCCCAAUCGCGUCGUGGGCAAAGCAGGGUCUAGCAGAGAUUGGUGUUGGGGAACUGCACGAUUUAAUCAACGGUGACCUGACCGGAGCGCAAUUCAGCCCUCUCACGCUCAAUCCGAGAGACCAAACCCGUAGUUCGUCACAAACCUCAUUUUUGGACACCGCGAUGCGUAGGAGGAUGACAAACUUGAAGGUCUACACCCACACUUUAGCGAAACAAGUCUUGUUCGACCAGAACAAGACCGCUGCUGGUGUCUUGGUAGAGAGUGGUCCUUCGCCUGAGCCUUUCAUCCUUAGUGCAAAGAAAGAGGUUAUCCUCUCUGCAGGCGCUUUCCAAUCACCUCAGUUGCUUAUGGUCUCUGGUAUUGGUCCAGCUAAGGAGCUGCAAAAAUUCAACAUCUCCGUCGUAGCAGACCGACCUGGUGUAGGUCAAGAUAUGUGGGACCAUGUGGUUCUCAGCGUCGGUCAACAGGUCAAUGUCGAGACCUAUGGCAGUCUCAUGAACCCAGCAGCUGCAUCUGAUUUCUUGGGCUGGGAAAAACUCCCAUCCAAUUCACGAUCGACCUUCACGAACUCAACGAUAACCGAUCUUGCAACGUUCCCUUCUGACUGGCCAGAGAUUGAGUACGAAAUUUCCUCCGCGCCCUUCGGAACAUCGUCAUUCUCUACACCAGAGAACGUGAUAGAUGUCGGCUACAUCCAGCCAGUCCUCCUCACACCUCUAUCUCGCGGUAACAUCACUCUAGCUAGCGCAGACAUGUCUGACGCUCCUCUCAUCAAUCCAAACUGGCUCACUCAUCCUACCGAUCAACAAGUUGCAAUCGCUGCUUUCAAACGCGCGCGCCAGUUCUUCAACACCUCCGCCAUUGCACCCAUCUUGAUCGGAGAAGAAUUGCUCCCUGGUCAACAGGAUCUGCCCUUCGAUUCUGCAGAUGAGGAGAUUCUAAGCUACUUGCAGGCGAACAUUGGAUUCAAUUGGCAUGCCAGUUGCACUUGCAAGAUGGGUAAGAGAGAUGACGGCAUGGCGGUUGUGGAUUCGAGGGCGAAGGUCAUUGGCGUGGAGAGAUUGAGAGUGGUCGAUGCUAGUGCUUUCCCAUUCUUGCCGCCUGGUCAUCCUCAGGCUACCAUUUAUGCAUUGGCGGAAAAGAUUGCCGGUGAUAUUCUGGCAGGUAGAUGAGAUAUGAGUCGCGUAAUUGUAACAUGUGUGAAGUGG
This is a messenger RNA of Aureobasidium pullulans EXF-150, 1830 nucleotides long. Its product is annotated as alcohol oxidase. Lineage: Eukaryota; Fungi; Ascomycota; Dothideomycetes; Dothideales; Saccotheciaceae. The record is from RefSeq and is a predicted model, not a curated record. The transcript has 3 exons. Gene Ontology annotation, biological process: secondary metabolite biosynthetic process. Gene Ontology annotation, molecular function: oxidoreductase activity, acting on CH-OH group of donors; flavin adenine dinucleotide binding. Bases 1 to 1794 code for a protein of 597 amino acids.